GUGACUUGCGGAGAUAUCUCUUUAAACCUCCUCCCAGAAAAAUGUGGAUCCAAUACAUUCUUACUCUUCACAAAUGUAUGACAUUUCUCUGCAAAAUUUGAUUUUGAUUUUUGCAGUGAAAAGGAUAGAAAUUUAAAGCGGAAGAUAAAAUGGUUUUUGAUUAAGGAAGAAGAGUGAAGAAGAGAUAAAAAAUGGUGUCUCCGAUGGAUUCGAUUUACCCAUGUAUGGUGGAGGAACGUUCUCCUCGGAAGCAAGUAGAAGAAAGUGGAUUCGACAUGGGCAAUCUUGAUCACUUGUCUUUUGGUGAUUUAUUGGCUCUAUCAACCUCUAGACCAAACUAUUUCUCCGGUCACACCUCUUGGGCUAGUAAUGCCUCAGAAACAACAAGAGCUUAUGAUUCCGGUCUGAUGAUCAGUGAUGAAAUUUCUCCGAUUUACCCAAACACAGUGGAGGAACAAGCUCAUUGGAAUCAGUUAGAGCAAAGAAGUCUCGACAUGAGUGGUCUUGAACAGUUGUCUUUUGGGGACUUUCUGGCUCUAUCCAACAAUGCACCCGUCUAUUGCUCUGGUCAGACCAUCCCUUGGGCUAGCAAUGCCUUAGAAACCACAAGAAACUCAGAGAUAAUGCAACAACGUAAUGAAGCAGUGAAUUGCCUCAGCACAGUGAGUAACAAUGUUACAUCAGUUUCUUUCUCCGGCCAGACACAUUUGGUCUCAGAGCCUACAACUACAAGAUAUACAGAGAUGAUGAAAAAAGGUAAUGAAGCAGUGGAGAUUCUGAGCUCAGUGAGUAACAAUGUUGCUGAAGAGAUCAUCAACAAUGUUGCUGAAGAGAUCAUCAAGACUCCCGAAAAACCAAAGAGGAAGAAGCAUAGGCCAAAGGUUGUUAAAGAAGCUAAACCCAAGCGGGCGCCUAAACUGCCAACUCCGAGGAAAUCUGUUGUUGCUCAUGGUCAAGAAAGCAAAACACCGAGGAGGAAAUACGUGCGGAAGAAGGUGGAAGUCAAUAUGGAUCAAGAAUCUACUCCGGUUGAACCACCACCAGUUGUAGAAACUUUAACUCAUGCUAAGAAGCUCUGUAGACGAGUCUUGGAUUUUGAACUUGAAAAUGGAGAAAACCAGUCCAACAGCGACACAAAACAAGAAGAUGAGACAGAAUCAGCUCCCAGAGAAAAGCUGUUAGGUUCCAUUAAUCAAGAAUUAAAAGAUUUCCUUCGUUCUUCGCCUAGCACGCCCAAGAGAAAGCGUAGCCAAUGUAAAAGAAAGGGAACAGAACCAAACAAGAAUGGCGGUAGUCAAGAAGGAGUUGAUCGUUCGGUGGCACAAGCUGCAAAGAGAAGACAAGCAAAAGAACCAACUUUUGGUGACUUAAAUCCACCAAGGUUUCAGUACGAUGAGGUAUGUGACUACCAGAAUAUGCAUUGGUUGUAUAUCCGAAACUUGCAACAGGAAGGGAUUAGAUCCGAACCCAUUUGCAGCACAUCAUUCGCUGGGCAAAAACAUAAGGAUGUUUCUGCCUUUGACUCUAACUGCUACAGUUUCACAUCUCAGCCCAUUGCUGAUAGAGUCCUAACCAUAGAAGAAAAACGGGAAGGUAUCUUUCAAGGAAGGCAACAGUUUGAGUUCAAUGUUCUCUCAGAUAAGAUAGAUACACCAAUGAAGACAAGAACUACAGGUCAUGUAAGAUUGCGGAAUUUAUCAUCUAUGGAUAAAAAUAUGGAAGUUGCUGAGCAGUUACCCUCAGGAUAUCAUAGCAAUUCACAGCAGAACAAUAAUAAUAUUCUUGUUGAUAAACGGGUGACCGUGAGCAAAAAGAAGCGAAUCACUAAGUCUAAGAAAUCACAAGCCAACCAGAAAACUCAUCUUCCGAGUCACUGCCACUUUCCAGCUUCAUUUUCUGGUCUUUCCCAGGAUGAACUUUGGAAACAGCCUAACUUAGUCGAAGCAAUAACUGAACAAUUGCGUAUAUUAGAUAUCAACAGGGAGAGUUGUGAAACUGCUAUCGUUCCUUACUCAUCGAAAAACCAAGGAAACCAGCUUGUACUUUUCCGAGGUGGCGGUGGAGCAAUUGUGCCUGUAACUCCUGUUAAAAGACGGCGGCCACGACCAAAGGUUGACCUAGACGAUGAGACAGAAAAAGUGUGGAAACUGCUACUUGAGAAUAUUAAUAGCGAGGGUAUUGAUGGGUCAGAUGAGCAGAAGGCGAAAUGGUGGGAGGAAGAACGUAAUGUGUUUCGAGGACGAGCAGACUCAUUUAUAGCACGGAUGCAUCUUGUACAAGGGGAUCGACGUUUUACACCUUGGAAGGGAUCCGUUGUUGAUUCUGUUGUUGGAGUGUUUCUCACGCAGAACGUUUCAGACCAUCUUUCAAGUUCUGCUUUCAUGUCACUUGCUGCAGAGUUUCCCGUCCCUGCAGCAACCAGCACUAACUUUGACUUUGGAACAAGAUCGAUGCCUUCUAUUCAAAUAACUUACUUGGACUCAGAGGAAUCGAUGUCAAGCCCACCUGAUCACAAUCAGAGUUCUGUUACCUUAAAAAACAUAGACCCUGAUGAGGAGAAUGGUUAUGUACAUAGCAAUGAGACCUCCAGAAGCAGUAGUGAGUUUGCCAGCUCAUCCCAUGAAUCAGAUGGCAAAACCACAUAUUCCAAGAUGUACGUGGAGUCAGAUCGAAAAGGCUUAAGUGUAGAGGUUGCUAAGAUAGAUCAGGAGUGCCUUACCCUAAAUCUGUUUCCAUCAGAAGAUUCUGCACUCACAUGUCAACGUUCAAUGGUUUCUGAUGCUCCCCAAAAUACAGAGAAAGCAGGAUCAAGCGAGAUCAACUUAGAAGGAGAGUAUCGUACUUCCUAUCUGAAGCUCUUACUGGGCGUACAAGUCUCACUAGAAGAGUCCAAUCAAAAGAGUCAGUAUGAAAAUUCAAGGCAAGAAGUUGGGGUUUCAAGCAAUCCUAGUAGCCUUCAAGUAUCACCAAAUAUGUCUCCCGGUGAUUGUUUCUCAGAAGUUACUGACUUCCAAUCAUUGAAAAGGCCCACAAAAUCUUCCGAUGAUAGUUAUGAACCAUCUUGUAGCUAUCAGCAAGAUGGGGAUGUUUUGAGUAGUCGAAAACCUGUGAUGCCUGAAAGCUGUUCGAAAAAACACAAAGGUAGCUUCCAGAUUCCAGAUCUUAAUGAAAGCACAAGUUGUCUUGAUGUCAUCGAAGACACAGAAAAACCACCAGAUCCUUACUCAAGGCCGCUACGAGACUCAUCGUGCAAAGAGCUCAAUCCUAUAGAUGAUGUUACCUUAAAUGCAAAUGGAAAAAAGGUUCAAAAGCAGAAAAAAGAGGCAUUUGAUUGGGAUAGUUUAAGAAGAGAAGCAGAAGGUAGAGAGGGAAAAAGAAAAAAAUCAACAAGGACUAUGGACUCAGUGGACUGGGAGGCGAUAAGAACAGCGGAUGUUAGUGAAGUUGCCGAAACAAUCAAGAAACGAGGGAUGAACCAUAUGCUUGCGGAACGUAUACAGGGCUUCCUUGAUCGACUGGUCAACAAACACGGUAGUAUCGAUCUUGAAUGGUUGAGAGACAUUCCACCCGAUAAAGCAAAGGAAUAUCUUCUGAGUUUUAGAGGAUUGGGCCUAAAAAGUGUGGAGUGUGUGCGGCUCCUAACACUGCACCAUCUUGCGUUUCCAGUUGAUACGAAUGUUGCACGCAUAGCUGUUAGACUAGGGUGGGUACCCCUUCAGCCACUCCCAGAGUCACUUCAGUUGCAUCUUCUAGAAAUGUAUCCUAUUCUUGAAUCUAUUCAAAAGUAUCUUUGGCCACGUCUCUGCAAACUCGACCAAAAAACAUUGUACGAGUUGCACUACCAGAUGAUUACCUUCGGAAAGGUGUUUUGCACAAAGAGCAAACCUAAUUGUAAUGCAUGUCCAAUGAGAGGAGAAUGCAGACAUUUUGCCAGUGCGUUUGCAAGCGCAAGGCUUGCUUUACCUGGUACAGAGAAAGGUAUGGGGACACCUGAUAAAAACCCUUUGCCUCUGCACCUACCAGAACCAUUGCAUAGAGAGCAAGGGUCAGAAGUAGUAAAGCACUCAGAACCGGUAAAGAAGGUCAAAUUUUGUGAACCAAUAAUCGAAGAGCCAGCAUCACCAGAGCCAGAAAGCGCACAAGUAUCAAUAGCUGACAUAGAAGAUGCAUUUUUUGAGGAUCCGGAAGAAAUUCCUACAAUCAGGCUAAACACGGAUGCAUUAACCAGUAACUUGAAGAAAAUAAUGGAACACAAUAAAGAAUUACAAGUUGGAAACAUAUCCACCGCUUUGGUUGCACUUACUGCUGAAGCUGCUUCCCUUCCAAUGCCGAAGCUCAAGAACAUCAGCCGGUUAAGGACGGAACAUCAAGUUUAUGAAAUUCCAGACUCACAUCCUCUUCUAGUUGAGUUGGAGAAGAGGGAACCUGAUGAUCCAUGUUCUUAUUUGCUAGCUAUUUGGACGCCAGGUGAGACGGCGGAUUCCAUUCAACCAGCUGUAAGUAAGUGUAUAUCCCAAGCAAAUGGUAAGCUUUGUGAUGAGGAGACUUGUUUCUCAUGCAAUAACAUCAAGGAGGCAAGAUCUCAGACAGUGAGAGGGACAAUCUUGAUACCAUGUAGAACCGCAAUGAGGGGUAGCUUCCCUCUCAAUGGAACCUACUUCCAAGUCAAUGAGGUGUUUGCGGAUCAUGCAUCCAGCCUAAACCCAAUCGAUGUUCCAAGGGAAUGGUUAUGGGACUUACCUCGACGAACAGUCUACUUUGGAACUUCUAUACCUACGAUAUUCAAAGGUUUACCUACAGAAACAAUUCAACAAUGCUUUUGGAGAGGGUAUGUAUGUGUGCGUGGAUUUGAACGCAAGACAAGAGGACCAAAACCUUUGAUUGCCAGAUUGCACUUCCCGGUAAGCAAAAUGAAGUCACGGGCUAACCCGCCUAAUCAGAGUGCUGUGUAGGCAAAGCACAUAAAUAUGACUUAUGGGUUAGAAAUAGCAAACUGUACAAAACUAGCUGAUGCAACGGAACCGCCAACAUCAUCUCAUGAGCCAGCCAUCACAUAUUUGAUAAUGACUAGAAUAGAUUGGUGUUAUCAUUGUUUGCAAUCUUCAUUGAUUUUAGUUGAAUUAAUAAAACAAGAGAUAGUAUUCUUUGUUCCUUGUUCCAGUGUCCUUUGAGGGUAUCAACGAAAUAGAAGAAGUCAAUACGUUUUGGUUUCCUCCUCAGAUUAACAAAUCCCAUUUUGUGUUGA
This is a messenger RNA of Capsella rubella, 5245 nucleotides long. RefSeq names its product protein ROS1. The coding region runs from base 192 to 4952 and encodes 1586 amino acids. Gene Ontology annotation, molecular function: 4 iron, 4 sulfur cluster binding; DNA N-glycosylase activity; DNA demethylase activity. NCBI's taxonomy places the organism in Eukaryota, Viridiplantae, Streptophyta, Magnoliopsida, Brassicales, Brassicaceae. The transcript has 22 exons. The record is from RefSeq and is a predicted model, not a curated record. Gene Ontology annotation, biological process: base-excision repair.